GCGUGUUGGUAGUAGGCGAGAUUGUGAUGGCUCAAGCGGAGCGCACGAACCGGGGACCCCCGGAGGAUCGUCCGCGACCCAGAAAUGUUACCAGGGAGCAGGCGCUGCAGUUGGAAGGGUACAAGCAUGCUUGCCAUGUGUUGCUCUACGCACCUACCCCGGCUAAGCUGUUCGAGCGUGUCCCCAUCAGACAUGUGCUACUGAUGAUGAUGCGUUUCGAUGGGCGACUGGGUUUCCCUGGAGGUUUUGUGGAUGUCAGAGAUGCCACCCUGGAAGAAGGUUUGAACAGAGAGUUAUUGGAAGAGAUAGGGUGCUCGUUCAGUAAAAUGCAGGUGACUGAAAAGGAUUACAGGAGUGCGCAAGCCCGGGAACAUCCGCAGAAAGUGGUCACGCAUUUCUACAUCAAGGUACUGGAGUUGGAAGACAUACAGCAGGUUGAGGCUGACUCCGUGAAAGCCAAAGAUCACGGACUAGAGGUCAUGGGUCUUGUUCGUGUGCCCUUAUACACCCUGCGUGAUGGAAUUGGAGGUCUGCCAGCCUUCCUGAGCAACAACUUUAUUGGAAACUCUAAGAGUCAGCUCCUCUAUGCACUUCGCACUUUGCGUCUGCUUCGGGAGGAUCAGAUCCAGGAUGCCAUCUGGGCUAGUCAGAAUAUCCAGUACUGACGCUGAUCAUUGAGGAAUCUGUGUCUAGGGGGAAAAUGACUUUUACUUCCUAAUUGUACUGUACCAAAUAAUUCCCCUUAAGUCAGUGGACUGCGGCUGAUACUUAAGAUAUUAUUGCUCAAAUGCAGCGUCGGCACCAAACUAUACAGUUAGUAAUAUGUCUGCACUCCUAAAGCACUAGCCAAUUCUAAGCACUUAAUAGUCUCCCUUAGCGCACAUGCCUCGAUACCUUUAGGACAGGUAUUUAAAACAAACAGGAUUAUGAGUUAUAUUCUAACUGCUGGUAUCUGUUGUUAAAAUC
Spea bombifrons (plains spadefoot toad) is the source of this 966-nucleotide messenger RNA. RefSeq names its product nudix hydrolase 16 (gene NUDT16). Bases 27 to 665 code for a protein of 212 amino acids. Gene Ontology annotation, cellular component: nucleus. Gene Ontology annotation, molecular function: phosphodiesterase decapping endonuclease activity; snoRNA binding. The transcript is spliced from 3 exons. Lineage: Eukaryota; Metazoa; Chordata; Amphibia; Anura; Pelobatidae. Gene Ontology annotation, biological process: mRNA catabolic process; sno(s)RNA catabolic process. The record is from RefSeq and is a predicted model, not a curated record.